Molecule: messenger RNA, 4465 nt
Organism: Solea senegalensis (Senegalese sole)
Lineage: Eukaryota; Metazoa; Chordata; Actinopteri; Pleuronectiformes; Soleidae
Gene: trim36
Product: tripartite motif containing 36
Exons: 15
Coding region: 280-2691 (803 amino acids)
Molecular function (GO): protein binding; zinc ion binding
Source: RefSeq, a predicted model, not a curated record
AGGGAGGAGAGAGAGACGGAGAGAGGGAGGGAGGUGAUGAGGAGCGGCUUUUCUCCCUUCAUGUCAUCUCACCUCCGUCUGUGAAGCUCGUGUGAUCUGUUUCUUUCAGCCGCAGCUGCUGCUUGUGUCUGUGUGUGUGUGUGUGUGUUUGUUUCCCCCCCAAUACAUUUCAUUUUAAUAUUCCCGUCUUUGCAUCCAUCUCCACCACCUUUAUCAUCUUCAUCUUCAUCAUCAUCAUCAUCACCACCACAGUCAGCAUCAGCAUCAUCAUCUGUAACCAUGUCGGACUCUGAGGACAUGACGGAGUUCGCCAGUAUCGUGGAGAGGAUCGAGCGAGGCGAGGUCCCGAUCAAAAACAUAGAGCGGGAGCUGAUCUGCCCAAUCUGCAAGGAGCUCUUCACUCACCCGCUGAUCCUGCCCUGUCAGCACAGCAUCUGCCACAAGUGUGUCAGGGAGCUGCUGAUGCUGAACCCUGACGACUCUUUUGACGCUGGUUCGGAGUGUUCGUUACCGGGCAGCCCCCGGUCCAGGGUUCCCUCCCCCUCUAUGGAGAGGUUAGACAGGCUUGUGCGAUCAGCCACAGUGCGAAGGUCGUUUGGAAGUCGAGGUAGACGCGGGCUCCGUGUUUUGAGUAGCUGUAGUGAGUACAGUCCUCGGAAUCGGAGCGGAAAUUCUGGCUUGAAAACUGAGAUAAAUCCAGCACUCCUCGGUUCCCCUGUCCCUCAGAAACGCUCCAUCUCAUCCCCAGGGUGGCGCAGAGGCUCUGUGACCCCACGAAUCACCACCAUCCAUUGCCCGGGCUGCCAGCAUGACAUCGAUCUCGGUGAGCGCGGCAUCAGCAUGUUGUUCCGUAACUUCACCCUGGAGAGCAUCGUCGAGCGCUACCGCCAAGCGGCCCGCGCAGCCGUGGCUAUCAUGUGUAACAUCUGCAAGCCUCCGCAAGUGCAGGAGGCAACGAAGAGCUGUAUGGACUGCAAGGCUAGCUACUGCAACGAGUGCUUCAAGCUGCACCACCCAUGGGGAACCCCCAAAGCUCAGCACGAGUAUGUUGGUCCCACAACAAACUUUAGGCCCAAGGUGCUCAUGUGUCCGGAGCACGAGAUGGAGAAGGUGAACAUGUACUGUGAGGUCUGCAGACGGCCCGUGUGUCACCUGUGCAAGCUGGGAGGAUCUCAUGCCAACCACAAGGUCACCUCCAUGAGCAGUGCCUACAAGAUUCUCAAGGAGAAGCUUGCCAAGAGUAUCCAUUUCCUCAUCAGCAAAGAGGACCAGGUCAGGACUCAGAUUACUGAUCUUGAGCAUCUCAUCAAUCAGACCGAGGAAAACGGCCAGCUAGCAGAGCGUGAAGCUAAUGAGCACUUUGAGCGUCUGUUUGAGACUCUGCAGGAGAGGAAGUCUGAGAUGCUGAGAUCCAUCGAACAGUCUCGUAACCGGCGCCUGAACCACCUCAAGGGCCAGGUGGAGGAGUACCAGGGCAUGUUGGAGAACAGCGGACUAGUUGGCUACGCACAAGAGGUGCUGAAAGAGACUGACCAGUCCUGCUUUGUUCAGACUGCAAAGCAGCUCCAUGUCAGGAUCCAGAAGGCCACGGAGUCUCUGAGGACCUUCCACCCUGCAGCCGACCCCUGCUUUGAUGAGUUUGUGUUGGACACGUCUAAAGAGGAAACUCUGCUCAAGGAGAUGUGCUUUGGUGGAGUUCCGGACCCUCCGUUGAUUGACCUGUCCCACAGUAGAGUAUAUAAUGAGGCCUCAAUCUCCUGGAGGCUUUCUGAUGAUCACUUGCCAACUGAUCACCAUGUGGUCGAGUACCGCAGACUCGGGGCCCCGAGCCCGUCUCCAUCCCAGGAGGACGUUGACGAUAGUAGUGUCUGGAGGGCUACAGACAGGGUCUAUGGCCCCAGCGCUGUUGUGUGCGACCUGGAGCCCAACACCUUGUACGCUUUCAGGGUCCGAAGCUGCAGGAACUCGAUGUUUAGUCCCUACAGCCCUGAAGUGACUCUCCACACACCCCCUGCACCCGCUUUUGGUUUCCUGUUCAGCGACAAGUGUGGCUUCAGCGCAGAACGGCUCGCCCUGAACAAGCGGCGGGACACUGUGGAGAGUGUCGCCGGCAUGGCUUUCCUGCUCGCAGCUGAGCGUGUGCAGACGGGCAGUUAUAUCGGUCUCGACUACAUAAUCGGGGACACGGGUAUUUCUCAGGGAAGACACUAUUGGUCAUUCAAGGUGGAACCGUACUCCUACUUGGUUAAAGUUGGAGUGGCCUCUGACUCGAAGCUGCUCGAAUGGUUUCACAAUCCCAGAGAUACUAGCAGCCCAAGAUACGACCAUGAUAGUGGGCACGACAGUGGCAGUGAGGACACGUGCUACGAGCUCUCCCAGCCCUUCACCCUCCUCACCCUGGGCAUGGGCAAACUCUUCAUCCCAAAGUCGUCUUCGCUGUCCUCCGUUUCGUCAGCGAAUGCAUCUUCUGCCGCUGACCCCGGCAAUCGCGUGCUUCCCAUGCCACAGCGUCUGGGAAUAUGCCUCGACUACGAGGCGUGCCGCGUGUAUUUUUUCGACGCCGACACCAUGAGGUGCCUUUACGAGAGGCAGGUGGAUUGUUCGGGGACCAUGUAUCCAGCCUUCGGCCUCAUGGGCAGCGGCAAAGUUCAACUGGAGGAGUUCAUCGCUGCGAAGAAACUGACCUUCUGAGGAGGGGAUAGGGAGCACCGUUGACGCUUUAAGACCUGAAUCAGUUUAAUGUUUGGCAUGUUCUCGGCAGAGCAGGUUUUGUUGAUGAUUGAUUAAUGUCCAACUCAUUUAUUUGAAGGUCGAAGAUGAAGCAGAUGCGAUCCAGGGCCUUUGGUCCUUAAUGUAAACGUGUGAUCUCUGCCUAUUUAUUUAGACUGUUCAGCCAUGGCAUUUUAAAUGUAUGAUCCACAUAUAAUAUGGUCGACACAGAGUAUCAGUGUCCACAUACAAUGGGCUUGAGAAGUUGGUAUAAACGUGAAAGGUCCUCUCUACAUACCAAAGUCUCUGUAUCUGUCCGUGGUUGGGUUUUAGAUGUGGUGGAGUUGGUUACAAUGUUAGUCUGCAACCACUUUAAGAAUCUUUGGUUUUAACCUAAAACAACAUUUGAGCUCACACUAGUCUUUUGCCAGGUUUAUGUUGACGGUAUGUAUUAAUUAGUAAGUGAUGGUUCUUUUUUCCUCAAGCGCAUUUCUAUAUUCUUAGUGUGAACGUAGCAACAUAUGUUUACAUGUGAUGAUCUUUGUGGACCUGAGGGAGCCUUGUAGCUACUUUUUACAGCGAGUGCCUUUCUGCCUUUUUUUUAGUUGGUUGUUCUGGCAAGCAGAUACUGGUGUCACUGCACAAGCGUCAUAGAAAUAAUUAGUAGCACAUUUAUUGUGUGAUUUGUAUAGUUUGAUUAGACACUGGUGUCAAAGUUUAAAGUGGUUAUUUGUUCUGAUUUCUAAUUCACUCUUGACUUUAUCACAUAACACUACUUUUCCUUCUUGUCACAAUUAUGUUCAGCAGUUUUUGCACAACAGGACGAUGGAUGCCUCACACUCGAUCACCUUUACACCCAUUACAUUUAAGGUCACUACCUAUUUAGCGUCUCACUGAUGUCACACUAUGUGAAGUGUUCACCAUCACGAGCAUGAACAUGAAUCCUCGAGCAGCAACUUUGGAUUUACAAGCCUUUCGCCGUUUGCACUCUUAUGGUAUCGGUUGCACUGAAUGUGAUUUUUAAAAUUUUUUUUUAACAUCAUAAAAACCAGCAGGUACCGGAAUAUUGUGUACUUGUGGUCAACAGCACGUUGACGGCUGCAAAGUUAAUGACAUCCAAAUCUUGUUGGCUCUGGUGCUGAUUUAAAAUGUAACACACAGCCUUUUAAACUGUUAUGGACGUCAUAGCAGUUCAGGUUCUUACAAAAAGUGCUACCACAACACACUGUUCGCUGUAUCUUUGGUCCAUUUGCAGUGCAGACACACUAAGUGCAUCUUGCUGGUGAGUUUGGCUUUGACUAAAGCAGCUUGGAUAUAGAGGUUUCACUAAACAGACUCACUAUUCACUUGGCAACCACACUUUGUUUUUGUAUAGACGUAUACGUGCCUGCAUAGUGGUUUACUUGUACAUUCACGUGUAUGAUUUCAUUUCUGGAAGGUUAGGGUAAGUGGUGUGCGUGUGUUUUCUCAGGUUUCUGGUCCUGAUCGGGGCCCCAAUACUACCUACCUCUAUCUGUCAGGCCUGGAAAACCUUAACUACUGUACCUUUCCUCUCAGAAGUUUGAUUUGAUUUGCGGCUUUGUCUGUAAUAGUCCCAAGUUCAAUAUUUCUGCCUUUCGCUUUAAUAUCAAAUCAUAAACUGAUCCUUUUCAAAAAUGUUUUUUAACUUACAUGUACAUAUUAAUCCAAAGUAUAUAAUAUUCAAGCGAAAUAAAGUACAUCUUCAAUAUUCAUGUUCAUUAGGUUGAUGUCGAGA